AUGCUUUCCUGGAUUACGGGCUCCAAAGACCCUGAAGAGGUCGAAGACGCCUUUCCUGAGGCACCAGAGACACCGGCCCAUGUCUUUGCAGCACGCGCUUUCAAGCAUGCCAUCUUUGGCACUCCCGCUCCUCCCAACGAGGCCACUUAUUCUCAAGAGCCUACUACCAGACAGUCUGUUGAGAUUGAUUCAAAACCACACGUUAAACCUGUCGAGAUGCCUACACGGUCCAAACACGACAUUAACGCCAUCGUACUGCCCUCGGCUCCAGGACUGUCGCCCACUAAACCGAACGGCAUCCUUAUGACCCCUGGAACUACGAGACGAAACAAGUCUGUCUCUUUUGGGGCCCAAGUCCUCGACAAUGAGUCUAAGAAGCAGGGCUCAAAUGCUUUCCCUGGAGAUGGCCUCGCUCAACCAGGCUCGACUUCGAACAGAGCACGAACCAAACUCACUGCCCAACUUCAAGAGGUUCGCGACUCGGCGCAAAAGGUAAAGACGAGCCAGACGCAGAGAGCCAAAGACGACACCGACCUGACCAUGGACUAUAUGGAGCCCCGGUCACAGUCUGGAAAGUACUGGAAGAGGGAGUACGAGUGGUAUGCCGAGAACACUCAGCGCGAGAUGAAGAAACUGGUAAUCAAGCAAAAGGCUGCAAAGGACUAUGCAAAGGAAAAGGAGGACGAAGUUGCCGAUUUGAGAACCCAGCUGCGUCAAGAAAGACUCAAGGUCGAAAAGCUCGAGGCCAAGACCAAAGAAUUGGCCGCGCAAAUGAUGGAGUUUGAGAAGAAGAUGCUGGGUCAAACAAGUCAGAACGCGCAGAAAGAUAUUGCCAGGUUCAAGGCCGAAAACGCACACCUCCGCCACGACCUUGACCAGGCUCUGAGUAAGCAGAGUGGUGUUGCCAACAGUCCCAAGCGCAAAACUCCAAAGUCACUUCCUGCAAAUGAUCUCUGGGCGAAUGCUGCGUUCUCCAGUCCUUUCCUAGACAAUGCGGCAGACAAAGACCAAUCGCCUUUACGAGCGCGAGACAUGAACAUCCAAGGCCAGACGCCCAAAAACGAGAAGCCAAAAGCCACCAAAACUGUUCAUGUCAAAAGACACAGCGAAGACACCAUGGACAUCUCAUUGGCUCUUCCGCAGCCAUCUCCUGAGUCCUUGCCUCGCGCUACACCUCGCAGUAGCAGAAAAUCCACAGCAGACAUGACUAUAGAUGAGCUGGUGGAAAAGUACUCGCCAGAGAAACCACAGUUUGAUCGUCUUGCUCUGCCUUUGGGCGUGGGUGCGCUGAACUUUGGCUCGAGCAAACCUGAGAUGAAAGCCACGACCAGCCCAACCAAGACUGGAGCUAGAAUCGCCAGUCUGAGUGACGAGAGGUUGGCCAAAGCACAAGCACGUAUCGAGGCGAGAAGGCUGUCCAAGUUGGCUGCAGCUUGA
Aureobasidium melanogenum CBS 110374 is the source of this 1437-nucleotide messenger RNA. RefSeq lists its product as uncharacterized. Bases 1 to 1437 code for a protein of 478 amino acids. The record is from RefSeq and is a predicted model, not a curated record. The transcript is spliced from 2 exons. NCBI's taxonomy places the organism in Eukaryota, Fungi, Ascomycota, Dothideomycetes, Dothideales, Saccotheciaceae.